Molecule: messenger RNA, 3319 nt
Organism: Cyprinus carpio (common carp)
Lineage: Eukaryota; Metazoa; Chordata; Actinopteri; Cypriniformes; Cyprinidae
Product: sodium-coupled neutral amino acid transporter 3-like
Biological process (GO): L-glutamine transport; glycine transport; L-histidine transmembrane transport
Molecular function (GO): L-glutamine transmembrane transporter activity; glycine transmembrane transporter activity
Source: RefSeq, a predicted model, not a curated record
UGUGCUUCCCACCCUUGCCUUACUCCCUUCAACAGAACCACAAUGUCCUUUCUCUCUUGAGCUCUACUUAAACCUUUUAACAACUGGGAUAAAAAGCAACACCUCAACCAAGAAAAGCUCUCAAAGAAUGCUUCACCAGCACUGAUAACAUCGACAGCCAUUUAAAAGGUGAUUUUCUAAAGAACUACCCAGGGUUCUUUAAAAAAAAUCCUCCAGGUUCUGCACAUUCUUUGGUUUUCCAACAUCUUCUGCAGAUUUGACACCUUUACAACAGUAACUGUAUGAUUUUGAGAUCCAUCUAUUCACACUAGGAACCAGUGAUGGACUCGACUCAACUACUCAACUAUCCCAAAAGAUCUGCUUUAGAGAAAACCCCUUCACUCCACACCUCACAACUUUUACUGCUCAAAAGAAAAAAAGAAAGAAAAAAUACAUCAUGGAACUUCAGAAACUAACAAACGGUCACCACAAAGACUUUCAACAUCUUGAAGAAGGAGAGACACCUGAACGAGAGGAGUUUUUACCACACAAGAGUGAUGGAGGAAAACCCCCUCAGUUUACAGAUUUUGAAGGAAAGACGUCAUUUGGAAUGUCUGUCUUCAACCUCAGCAAUGCCAUCAUGGGCAGUGGGAUUUUGGGACUGUCUUACGCCAUGGCCAACACUGGUAUCAUCCUCUUUCUGAUCUUACUGACCUCCAUUGCUGUCUUGUCAUCAUACUCUGUCCAUCUUCUGCUGAGGAGUGCAGGGGUUGUUGGUAUUCGCGCUUAUGAACAACUGGGUAAAAGAGCAUUUGGACACCCGGGAAAAAUACUGGCAGCUGUUGUCAUUACAAUGCACAACAUUGGUGCUAUGUCUAGCUACCUCUUCAUUGUGAAGUAUGAAUUACCUCUGGUUAUUCAGGCAUUCCUUGGCCUUCAGCACAGCAGUGGUGAGUGGUUCCUGAAUGGCAACUAUCUGAUCAUCAUUGUGUCCAUUUUUAUCAUCUUGCCCCUUGCCCUGAUGAGACAACUUGGAUACCUGGGUUAUACCAGUGGCUUCUCUCUGACAUGUAUGGUUUUCUUCCUGAUCUCAGUCAUCUAUAAGAAGUUCAACAUCCCUUGUCCUUUUGAUGGUUUCACCAACCACACUGCUGAAAACAUAUCUAUUGAUGGUGAAUGUGAAGCCAAAUACUUCACUAUCAACCAGCAGACAGCAUACACGGUUCCCAUCUUGGCCUUUGCUUUUGUAUGCCAUCCUGAGGUGUUGCCAAUUUACACCGAGCUGCGCAAUCCCACAAAGAGACGCAUGCAGGCCAUUGCCAACGUGUCCAUCCUGGGGAUGUUUGUCAUGUAUCUGCUCACUGCCAUCUUUGGCUACCUCACCUUUUAUUUAAACACAGAGGCAGAACUUCUACACACCUACAGCAAGGUGGAUCCUCUGGACACGCUCAUCCUGUGUGUGCGUCUGGCUGUGCUGGUGGCCGUGACUCUGACUGUUCCGGUUGUGCUCUUCCCGAUUCGAAGAGCCCUUCUUCAGCUUCUGUUCCCUGAUAAACCCUUUCACUGGUUGCGUCACAUCUCUAUUGCAUUGUGUCUCCUUUUCGUUGUCAAUCUGCUCGUCAUUUUUGUGCCCAACAUUCGUGACAUUUUUGGCAUCAUUGGUGCAACCUCUGCUCCGAGCUUGAUCUUCAUUCUCCCAGGUCUUUUUUACAUCCGUAUCGUUUCCACCGAACCAAUGAACUCAAGACCAAAAAUUCAGGCUGCCUGCUUCACUGCUCUGGGAUUCAUCUUUAUGAGCAUGAGCUUGACGUUCAUCGCACUGGAUUGGGUCUACGGAGAGAAUCGAAGUGGAGGAGGUCACUGAUCUUCAACCACAAUACUGUAAGGGUCCAAAAAGCCUUCUUAGAGGAACAUCACCACCCCUCUCCUGAAUUUGAGAGAAACCAAAACAUCACUUAGGCUGGACCCAACUCACCUCAGAUCUGUUUUCCCACUGAGUAAGGAAAGGACUGAUGUCCUGCCAUCUGUAAAAUUAAAAAUGGGUAAAAAUCCUAUGUUUCAUGGUGGAAGAUUUCUGGGGGUCACAGAAAUGUCAUGCCAUUUUGAGGCUGUUUCUACAAACAGGCUUCACAACGAUAAAUGAUGCUUGUGUUGGAGAUGGAAGUCCGCUAAAUAGCUUUAAAAUAAUGCUAAAGAUACAGCAGAAUCCAGAUAAAUAACUGGAGAGGUUUGUUUUGUCUGAUGGUAGACCAGGAAACAAUCAAGUUUGUCACAUAUCAUCUGUUCUGUUGUCCCCAUCAAAUGAAAGCCAUAUUCCCAGAGUGCAAUACUAGGGAAAUUGAAACAUAUUUUGCCGCAUCAAUUUGUUCGUUAAAAAAUGUUGCUCAUGAUAAGAAAAUUCAGCAUCAUCUUAGAACGGCUGCACACCUGAACUGAAUCUGUCAGCGUUUGUUAUAUCUGAGAAUAAAAUAGCUGAAUUUGAGAAAUUGACCGGAAGAAAAUGUAUUUCAGUUGAGAUGAAAAUUGGUCCCGAAAUAUUAUAUGACAUAAUAUGCACUACAAUUGAAAACAGACAAUCAGAUUUACACAGUUUCAGGGUUUUUUGUUUGUUUUUUUUUCUGCUGGAUAUCAUAUAUUAUGUCAAACAUAUGUGAGGUACGUACAGUUCCAGUAUUUUGUGGUGCAGUGGGGUAGAAUACCAUCGUGAAAAUUACAUUGCUGUGAUGCAUCUAAUAAUGCAAACAAGGCCUAACCUGUGAAUUCAGUCACAAUCUAACAACAGGAUAAUGUGUCAUAGAUUGUCCUACCCAUUUUUCUAAGGAAUUUAUGAAAAAUUGUAUAGGGCUGACAAACUGUAUUAAACAGGAAACUUUUUUUUUUUUUUUUUACUUUUACUUAUGCAAAAGUACCAACAAAUGCUCAAAACCUUUGAACAACAAAAGGAACAAUGUCCCCUGUAGACUGUGAGACAAUGCUUGGAAGUGAAAGAUCGGCACACCUACUCACAGGAUCAGAAUAUUGCUAAUACUAUUAAAGGGUGGCAAUCCCCUUCCUCUUCAAGGUCUACUGUCCUGCAAUGACUAUUUAUUGUUUUAAGGGAAAAUAAAUACAUUGUUUCAAUGACUCUGUGUUUGUUAGUUAAUUAGAAAAUAGGUGCCAAAAUUGUAUGAUGUUAGAGACUGACAGUUCCCAUGUGAAACACAAACACACCAAAGAGAGUAGGCAGUUGAACACCUGCCUUUUUCUACUGCUUUUACAUUGUUUGUUGGUUUACUGAACUGGCCUUUGACUUUGUCAUACUUGCCAUUUUCAAUAAAGAUUGUGUGGUCAGUAUUAAAAA